AUGAAUGAAGAGAAGGAAUUGAACAUCGGGCAGAUCUUUUCGGAUGUCUCCAGGACGGUGGAUAAGGUCAGAAACAUGUUCAAUGGAGACGGUCAGCCGUUGAGAGUUGAGGCCAUGGCUUCCACCAUCAACGCGACGUCAGGGCGUGAGAAGGUCAGCUCGGGAUCUCCAUUGGCCGGACUUUUCGGCGGACAGAGCACUUGUUUCAAGACUUGCGGCAUGGACGACAUCCAGUGGGCUGCGAGGGUAAGUUGCUUCUUUUGAGUUGAUCGUUUACUUUGAGGAACGCAUCUCAGAUUAGAUUACACUUUUCUAAGGGACUUAAGGAAGUCUUAUACCUAAAUUAUUGCCUGAAAUCAUCCUUUCGAAUAAAUAUUCCACACGAACUAUUGCUAUUCAUAUAAACCCUUCUGCUUUCAGAGAGCCGGCGACUUGUUCAUCACCCUCCAGACAUGCACGAUCAUCCUUACAUCGGUACUGGCGGUCUGCUUGAUAAUCUGCCUUUUGGUCGGCGUUUCUUGGUUCUAUCUUCAUGAACGGCGACAACGGAACGUAGACCUAGACCAUGGAUCCAGUGCACAGUCAACGGUUUUACCGCGUUUUUUCAAGGAAUCUAUAUUCAGUCCGAGCAAAGAAGAUGAUCAUCAUGAUCACAAGAGCAGGGAGUGA
Molecule: messenger RNA, 669 nt
Organism: Bursaphelenchus xylophilus (pine wood nematode)
Lineage: Eukaryota; Metazoa; Nematoda; Chromadorea; Rhabditida; Aphelenchoididae
Source: the annotation of a GenBank genome assembly